Molecule: messenger RNA, 1574 nt
Organism: Paramecium sonneborni
Lineage: Eukaryota; Ciliophora; Oligohymenophorea; Peniculida; Parameciidae
Source: the annotation of a GenBank genome assembly
AUGAAUGCUAACUCGAAGGAUGCAUUCUCAGUUUCGUUAUCAAAAUUUCAUCGAAAAAGUGUUCAUUCUCAAAUGGCUAAUACAAGUGGAUGUAAUUAAUUAAGUGAUGCUCCUACUACUCCACUUCCUGAAUUGAAGGUUAGAGGAUUGUAGAGUGCAAAAAUUAAAGCAUCUCCUAAAAGAUCUCCUCAUGUUUUAAAAUUUUAUGUACAUGAUACACAAUGUUUGUUAAAUGAUCCUAUGAAAAAAGCAAAUGUAUAAUUCAGUUUUAUUUAUGGAUAUAGAGAAGAUAUGAAAAUUAAUCUGACUAUGUAUUUGUGGACACUUACUUAGAUGCAUUACAUAUGAUAGCUUAAGAAGAGAAAAAGAAUAAGUAUGCUAACGGAUAAACAAUAUAAUCUGAAGAAUUUUCAGAACAACAAAUUUCAAUAAAUCCUUAACCUACUUUGCCUAACUUACCAGCAUAAUUGAUAAGAGAAAGAAUGAGAGUUUAUGCACAGAGUCAAUAAAAAGAACCUUAAUCUAGUAAUUCAUAAUAUUGAUUAAUUAGUAGAAUCUCAAUUAGCCUAAAGGUAGCCUAAGAAAGUAAUCAAAACUGCAACUAGUUUAAUGACUAAAAAAAUCUUCCCAAAUAAAUUAACUGUAUCAUUAUCAGUUCAUUAAGCAAUUCCUUCUAUCAAACAUAAAGUAAGUGCUAAAAGAUGGGUUUUGUUUACGAAAUAAAAGAAUGAGAAUUGUUUUACUAAACAAAUUGGUUGGCAAGAAUAUUAAAAAGGUGAAGUAGCUAGUAUUACAAAGAUUAUGACAUGUUAUACAACAUUGACAUAUUUAAAAGAAUAUAAUAUUGAGCCUGAUCAAAUUAAAAUUAAAAUUCCCGGUCAUGCUGAAUGUAUUGAUGGAACUAGUGCCUUUUUAAAUGCUGGUGGAGUAUUAACUAUUAAACAAUUGUUAUUUGCUCUUAUGUUACCAUCAGGAAAUGAUGCUGCACUUGUUUUAAGUUUCACAAUAGCUUAUUUAAUGAUAUUACAAAAGACAGAAAUCUAUUAAUAUAAUCGAUUUCUGAAAGGAGCGAUAAUCGAUAUCGAACCACAAAUUGAAAGAAAUAAAAAAUAACUUAAGCACACAUUCCUUGAUUAAAUGAAUAAACAUGCAAGUGUUAUUAAAAUGGAAAAUACUAAUUAUUCCUCUGUUCAUGGUUUGAAUGAUGAAAAGAAUGUAUCAUGUCCUCAUGAUAUAAGGUAAAUUUAUUUAAAAUAUUAAUUAGUAAAUUGAUAGAGAAAUGUAUUUAAUUAGAUGUGUUUCUAGAGAUCAUUACAACCAAAAUUUAUAAGACUCAUGCUUUAACUGAUAAGGGAAAUAAAUCAACUUAUUAUAAAUGGAAAAAUACAAAUAAGUUACUUAAAAAGUCUGGUUGGAUGGGAGUAAAGACAGGUGUUACUCCAAAUGCUGGACCAUGCUUUACAGGAUAUUAUAAAAAUGAUAAUCUAGAAGCUAUAAUUGUUGUCUUAAAUUGUUCUUCGAUGAACUAAAGAUUUAGAGAUUCAGAAGUAAUACUUCUAUCAGCAUUAAAAUGA